Messenger RNA from Rana temporaria (common frog), 1578 nucleotides. Its product is annotated as zinc finger protein OZF-like. The transcript has 4 exons. NCBI's taxonomy places the organism in Eukaryota, Metazoa, Chordata, Amphibia, Anura, Ranidae. Bases 1 to 1578 code for a protein of 525 amino acids. The record is from RefSeq and is a predicted model, not a curated record. Gene Ontology annotation, biological process: regulation of DNA-templated transcription. Gene Ontology annotation, molecular function: DNA-binding transcription factor activity, RNA polymerase II-specific; RNA polymerase II cis-regulatory region sequence-specific DNA binding.
AUGGAGCCUUACGGAUCUCACCAUUGGUCUGCAUUGUCCAUCUCACUGUCGGUCAAUCUGAUACCGAUCUCCAAUUCUCCGUUACUGGAGGCUAUGAAACCAAUUAUUUUUUUAUUGGGUUACACAGUAGUGAAGAAGACAUCUGGUGAGUAUGUGACCUCCAGUAGACAUCACGGUGUAUCAGAAGGACGGAGAGGAUCCCCGAGACACAUCACUGUCCCUUCAUCUGUGUCCCUGACUACUUUAUGUGACAAGAAGAAGAUUCUAGAAGUCACCCAGAAGAUGAUUGAUCUGCUGACAGGAGAGUAUUUUUGCUUUCUAACAGAAGAACGUCAUGGUGGUAGAUCUUUGGUGGGAGGUCUUUUUUUACCUCCCGAUAAUGAAGAAGAAAAUGAUGACCUCGCACAUCAUAUAAACCACAGGUCAUUUUAUCCGAAGAACCCAAAGGAAACCCUCAAUGCUGAGAAAUCUUCUAACCAAUCACACACAGUUACAUCAAACAUCCUUAUAAGAUCUCACAAUACAAAUUCAUGGAGUGACCCAACUAAGGAAACUUCUCUAAGCCAUGAAGUCCACACAGCUGAGAGAUCAUUGUCAUGUUUGGUGUGCGGGAAAUCUUUUAAGACUAAUUCUGAACUUCAUAGACAUCUCAGAUCUCACACCAGUGUGACAUUUUCAUGUUCAGAGUGCGGGAAAUGUUUCCCAGAGAAAGAAGACCUUCACAAACACCUUAGGAGUCACAUUGGCGAGCAGCCUUAUUUAUGCACAGUGUGCGGGAAACGUUUCGCUUCGAAACAAGUACUUUUAAGACAUCAGAGAAGUCACACAAGUCGACGUUCUUAUUCAUGUUCUGAGUGUGCGAAAUGUUUCUCUCUGAAAAAGAAACUUCUUACACAUCAGAAAAUUCACAGGGGUGAGCAUCGAUAUUCAUGUUCAGAGUGCGGGAAAUCUUUUGUUCAUAAAGGGAACCUUCAUAUACACCAGAGAAUUCACACAGGGGAACGUCCUUAUUUGUGUUCAGAGUGCGGGAAAUGUUUUAUUCAUAGGGGAGACCUUCAUAGACACCAGAGAGUUCACACGGGUGAGCGUCCUUAUUCAUGUUUAGAGUGCGGGAAAUGUUUCACUCAGAAAAGAUACUCUCUUACACAUCAGAAAAUUCACACAGGUGAGCAUUCUUUUUCAUGUUCAGAGUGCGGGAAAUGUUUUAUACUGAAAGGAGCACUUCUUAGACAUCAGAGAGUUCACACAGGUGAGCGUCCCUUUUCAUGUUCAGAGUGCGGGAAAUGUUUCAGUCAGAAAGAACACCUUCGGGCGCACCAAAUAAUUCACACGUGUGAGCGUCCCUAUUCAGGAGAGUGUCUUUAUUCAUGUACAGAGUGUGGGAAAUAUUUCCUUCAGAAAAGAGCGCUUCUUAUACACCAGAGAAUUCACACAGGAGAGCGUCCUUAUUCAUGUUCAGAGUGCGGGAAAUGUUUUACUCAGAAAGGUGAGCUUACUAGACACCAGAAAAUUCACACUGGUGAACAUCCUUAUUCAUGUUCAGAGUGCGGGAAAUGUUUCAUUCAAAAAGCACAGUAG